AUGACACUGCCCUUCCUCCCCGAAUCCCGGCCUCAAGUCUCUCGGCCUGAGCAGGCACAAGAUGAGAUAGAAGGGCCCCAGAUGGGGCGACAUUUGGUUGGUCGACAGGUGGGCGGAGUGGCUUUAAAAAAUAAAGCACUCUUUCUCAGGGACUCAUCCGGACCCGGUGCUUUGCGUUUGCCUCGGUCGAGAGGGAGUUGA
Protopolystoma xenopodis is the source of this 201-nucleotide messenger RNA. NCBI's taxonomy places the organism in Eukaryota, Metazoa, Platyhelminthes, Monogenea, Polystomatidea, Polystomatidae. The record is from the annotation of a GenBank genome assembly.